UGAGCUUGGCGAACAAGUUUACAGACUUGUGUUUGAGAGCCGAGAGGAACGGAGCUGCUCAGAGCGGACACGAACCAGAGGCACCUGCACACACAUUUGCCGCUUCAGGCAGAACUUUUCGGUGACGUCUUUGACUUUUUUUUUUUUCCGAAGAGGGUCUGUGAACUUUUAUUUCAUUUUUUUUUCAUGUCCGUGUGAGUGAUCGCUAAAAGUCGCCUGAAUGUAUAACAUGAUGGAAACCGAGAUCAAGACCCCGCUCCCGCAGUCCAACUCGGGCUCGGCGCCGGGCGCAAAGAACAACAGUGCCAGCGACCAGGAGCGGGUGAAGAGGCCGAUGAACGCGUUCAUGGUCUGGUCCAGGGGCCAGCGGAGGAAGAUGGCCCAAGAAAACCCCAAAAUGCACAACUCUGAAAUCAGCAAGCGGCUCGGUGCCGACUGGAAACUUCUGACCGACGCCGAGAAGAGGCCGUUCAUUGACGAGGCCAAGCGUCUACGGGCGAUGCACAUGAAGGAGCACCCGGAUUAUAAAUACCGGCCCCGCAGGAAGACCAAGACCUUGCUCAAGAAAGACAAGUAUUCUCUGCCCGGGGGGCUGCUGGCGCCAGGAGCCAACGCCGUCAACAACUCGGUGUCGGUGGGCCAGCGGAUGGACGGUUACGCGCACAUGAACGGCUGGACGAACAGUGCGUACUCCCUGAUGCAGGACCAGCUGGCCUACCCCCAGCAUCACAGCAUGAACAGCCCGCAGAUCCAGCAGAUGCACCGGUACGAGAUGGCCGGCCUGCAGUACCCGAUGAUGUCCUCGGCGCAGACCUACAUGAACGCGGCGUCCACCUACAGCAUGUCCCCGGCGUACACGCAGCAGACCACCAGCGCCAUGGGACUGAGCUCCAUGGCGUCCGUGUGCAAGACGGAGCCGAGCUCGCCGCCGCCGGCCAUCACGUCCCACUCUCAGCGGGCGUGCUUGGGAGACCUGAGGGACAUGAUCAGCAUGUACCUGCCCCCCGGCGGGGACAGCGCGGAGCAUUCCUCCCUGCAGAGCAGCCGGUUACACAGCGUCCAUCCGCACUAUCAGACCGCAGGGACUGGCGUCAAUGGGACGCUACCUCUCACCCACAUCUGAGGGGGGAAAAAAAAGAAGAAAUAAAUACAAAAAAAAUUCAAAAAGUAAUAGACUUUAUAAAAUGUACUUCGGAUACUUGAACUUUUUUUUGGCUGCCGCAGAAAGAACGUACAGCAGAUUCGUUUAAGAACAAUUUUAUCUGAAAAAAAAAUCCAUGUCUUGUCCGUUCGAUGAACUUUUAAAAAAAUGGACCGAAACUGAACGCUGAGCCCAGCUCCGCAGAGGCUUUUCAUCACAAGUAGAAGCAAUCAACACGUGUAGAAGAAUCGGACUUCUAUAUUUUAAAUAAAUGCCAUAUUUUCUCUCCUUGAAAAGGCAUGUGGCCUCAUGAAGGGGCUGGUAUUUCAGAAAAAAAAAACAACAACAAAAAAAAAAACUUGGAUGGACAGUCUGUUCAUAAAUGUUUACACUUAAUUUGUAGAAUGUCAGUCGUCUCCACUGUGUUCACAACCCCUGUAGUCCCUCUAUGUUUUAUUAUUUUUUUUUUUUAUUUCCUCCCCAACAUAAACUAGGUUUAAUGAAAUGUUAAAACUGUGCCGGUCGCAAACGCAAGUUUUAUUUAUAGCAAGUUGUCUGUUCUUUUUUCCCCCUUUUAUCUAGCUCGUGCAACCCGGAGUUUUGACACGUGGACAUUUUCAAGAACCUUUAUGUUUCUGUUUGUAUUUUUUGUUUUUUGUAAAUUUUGUUUUUUUGUUCUGUGAUGGUUUUUUUUGACAGUGUCAUGUUUACUCAUUUAUCCUGAACGAAAAAAAAAAAAGGUUUAUUUAAACUGACGUUUCUACAUAUUUUAAGACCAUCCUCUAUUCUUAAAUGCUGAAUAAAUUUUUACGAAACGUG
Molecule: messenger RNA, 1960 nt
Organism: Fundulus heteroclitus (mummichog)
Lineage: Eukaryota; Metazoa; Chordata; Actinopteri; Cyprinodontiformes; Fundulidae
Gene: sox3
Product: SRY-box transcription factor 3
Exons: 1
Coding region: 221-1123 (300 amino acids)
Biological process (GO): regulation of DNA-templated transcription; cell differentiation; anatomical structure morphogenesis
Molecular function (GO): DNA-binding transcription factor activity, RNA polymerase II-specific; RNA polymerase II cis-regulatory region sequence-specific DNA binding
Source: RefSeq, a predicted model, not a curated record